GAGACUCGUACAUUCUGCUGUUAUCUCUGACGUCAUCAUCAUGAGAUUAUCUCUGCAUCUUCUGCUGUUCUUUUCAGUCCUGGCACUUGUCAGAACACAAACAACUGCAAAGCCACUGGCAGACCCACCUUUUGACCCCUGCUAUAACUACACUGUGCUGGAUGAUUCAUGGAGAUCCACCAAGAAUAUACACACCAGCUUUGAUUCCUAUAAAACAAUGUGUGACUCUUAUGUCCACUGGCUCGGCUGGUAUCGUCUCUUCAUUAAUGGUCAGAGUGUUCAGAUGCCAGACACAUGUGUUGAUAUGUGGAGUUGUGGCACUAUUGUCCCACUGUGGCUGAAUGGAACACAUCCAACAGUUGAGGAUGGAAUGGUCACUCGAGGUGUCUGCGGUACUGCUGACAAUAACUGCUGCAUAAUCCAAUCUAACCCCAUUAGAGUCAAAGCCUGUCCAGGAGGCUAUUAUGUUUAUGAGUUAGAUCAGUGGGCUUAUGGCUGUUAUGUGGCAUACUGUGCAGAUUUACACAGAGAGUGUACAUGCAUUCAUUACAUUUAA
This is a messenger RNA of Danio rerio (zebrafish), 556 nucleotides long. Lineage: Eukaryota; Metazoa; Chordata; Actinopteri; Cypriniformes; Danionidae. The record is from RefSeq and is a predicted model, not a curated record.